AUUCACCCAAGAGUCAUGUCUUGGGCUGCUCGCCCGCCCUUCCUCCCCCAGCGGCAUGCCGCAGGGCAGUGUGGGCCGGUGGGGGUGCGAAAAGAAAUGCAUUGUGGGGUCGCCUCCCGGUGGCGGCGGCGACGGCCCUGGCUGGAUCCCGCGGCGGCGGCGGCGGCGGCAGCAGCCGGAGAACAACAAACCCCGGAGCCGGAGCCAGGGGAGGCUGGACGGGACGGGAUGGGCGACAGCGGGCGGGACUCCCGAAGCCCAGACAGUUCCUCCCCGAAUCCCCUUCCCCAGGGGGCCCCUCCCCCUUCUCCUCCUGGCCUACCCCUACCCCCUUCAGCAGCCCCAACCCUUGGAGGUUCCGGGGCCCCACCCCCACCCCCGAUGCCACCCCCUCCACUGGGCUCCCCUUUCCCAGUCAUCAGCUCUUCCAUGGGGUCCCCUGGUCUGCCCCCUCCAGCUCCCCCAGGAUUCUCCGGGCCUGUCAGCAGUCCCCAGAUUAACUCAACAGUGUCGCUCCCUGGGGGUGGACAGUGCAGGCCCCGGACCCCUAAGACUGGUGGCUUCACAUCUUCAGGGGGGCCAGACCCACCCCCAGGGAGCGACACUGUUGAGUUAAUCUGGGAUGGGGGAUGGUCAGGGGGAAGAGGGGGCUGGUAUAGGGUUUUUGAACAGUAA
This is a messenger RNA of Panthera uncia (snow leopard), 675 nucleotides long. Its product is annotated as retinoic acid receptor RXR-beta-like. The transcript has 3 exons. The record is from RefSeq and is a predicted model, not a curated record. Bases 16 to 675 code for a protein of 219 amino acids. NCBI's taxonomy places the organism in Eukaryota, Metazoa, Chordata, Mammalia, Carnivora, Felidae.